Messenger RNA from Sclerotinia borealis F-4128, 837 nucleotides. The record is from the annotation of a GenBank genome assembly. NCBI's taxonomy places the organism in Eukaryota, Fungi, Ascomycota, Leotiomycetes, Helotiales, Sclerotiniaceae.
AUGUUUGGCAAUAUAUUUCUAUUGACGGCAGCAUUGCCAAUCUAUUUUACAUAUGCUCAAGGAAGCUUCACCGCUUGGUCACCACCUGGUCCGGGUGACGUUCGCUCUCCCUGUCCUGCGAUGAAUUCCCUCGCAAAUCAUGGAUUUCUCCCACAUAAUGGGAGGGGGUUUACGAUUCCUGAUGUUAUUGCCGCAUUAGAUACCGCUUUGAACGUAGGAGCCGAUUUCGCCACUGCUAUUGGCGGCGCAGGCCUACUAUCCGUUCCUGGCAAUAGCCUCGCUACAUCUUUCGAUCUCGAUAAUCUCAACGAACAUAAUUUCCCCAUCGAACACGACGCUUCGCUUUCACGUGCUGACUAUUUCUCCUCUCCAACCCACGAUAACUAUUCCUUCAACCAAACAAUCUUUAACCAAUUCUUCUCCUUCUAUUCUUCCCACUCCCACACCUCUAUCCCCGUCGCUGCAGCCGCUAAAUACGCGCGGGAAAACUAUGAAGAGAGGGAAGAUACACGGUUUUCAUAUGAGGCGCAACAGUUUCUUUCGAGCUAUGGAGAGACGGCGUUGUAUUUAAGUGUGUUGGGGGAUCCGGUAAACGGGGUCGCGGAUACAGAGUGGGUGAGGGUUUUCUUUGAGCAGGAAAGAUUGCCGUAUGAAGAAGGGUGGAGACGAGGAGGGAGUCAGACGAAUUUGGAGUCGUUGGGGGUUAUGAUUUGGAAGUUGGUCCUGGCGAAUGGGGAUGUGGUGCCCGAGGGAUUGAAGGUUACGGCGCAGACGCUGGGGUUGGCGUUUGGGGGGUAUGAUCCGGUGACGGGGGUGUUGGGGCAUGUUUUUGGGUGA